Molecule: messenger RNA, 759 nt
Organism: Aspergillus steynii IBT 23096
Lineage: Eukaryota; Fungi; Ascomycota; Eurotiomycetes; Eurotiales; Aspergillaceae
Product: 60S ribosomal protein eL37
Exons: 4
Coding region: 234-497 (87 amino acids)
Biological process (GO): translation
Cellular component (GO): cytosolic large ribosomal subunit; ribosome
Molecular function (GO): structural constituent of ribosome; RNA binding
Source: RefSeq, a predicted model, not a curated record
UACGCCUAGCGACGACGACAACGACAACCAGCCCUUCAACGGAAUCGCCAGUUCCAUAAUCCAAGAUGACGAAGGGUACCUCCAGCUUUGGCAAGCGCCACAACAAAACCCACACUCUCUGCCGCCGUUGUGGUCAGUAUUUUCACCAUUCCGAAAUGAUAUAUCACCCGGCGAAAACUUGUGACGGAUGUCUACAUGGGCUAUCAUGAGGAAGUCGGCGGGAUAUAUACAACAUGAUGAGUGUCGGCUGGGCUAACCGAUGGCAACGUUUUCGGCAUACAGGAAAGCGCUCCUUCCACGUCCAGAAGUCGACCUGUGCCAACUGCGGUUACCCCUCCGCUAAGACCCGCAAGUUCAACUGGGGUGAGAAGGCCAAGCGGAGAAAGACCACCGGCUCCGGCAGAAUGAGCCACCUCCGCGACGUCCACCGCCGCUUCAAGAACGGCUUCCAGACCGGCACCCCCAAGGCCGCCCGCGGUCCCGCCGAGAGCCAGUAGAUUAAUCUCGACGUCGCAUCUUGUUCGAUCUCGGAGGCUGGAAGAGGGCUGGUAUGACAAGGCCUGGCAUAUGAAGUAGUCGGUUUCAAAUGCAAGGCGAAAAAAAGACGCUUUCCCGUGGAGUUGGUGUUGGGACGAGUCUUGUCUUUUGUCGUCAAUAGCGUGUUUGUCCUAGAAUAACGACGGCAAAUGGAAGGCGGAAAAUUUGUGGGUUUUGAAAGGGAAAGCAGGCAUGAAUUUCCUUUCUUGUUUAUGGCUGGCG